GGAAGGCUGCAGGAUCUGUGUGUGAGAGACACGCUUUCUGAUGCAAACUCAAUAUACUGACAAACUACAAAACAAGACAACAGAUACAUUUUCUGGGACUGAGUCAAACAACGAGAAUCAAGAUACUGGUCUUCAUUCCUCUACUCAGAGUGAGAAUGUGGAGCAAGAUCCUUUGAACUGGAAGAUCACUGAGCUCCUUGACCAUCUUGUACGGGCACAAAGCACAAUCUGUGCCCUGGAGAAACUUAAUGUUUCCUCCCUUCUACGCCAUUUACCUGCUGAUAUGUUGGAGUCAAUAAAGGUCUCCCACCAAGGACCAGAUGGCACCAUUCACCCAGAAGACACACCAGACCUCAAAUCGAGUGUCAUCUCUUCAGAGACCAGCAAUCUAGACAUCUGUGGUGGUAACUUGAGGUAUACUGGAGAGGAGAGCAAGCUGGAGGACCAGCCUGUACAGCGAAUGACUGCUUUUACCCCAUGGAGUCCUAAGAGGCAAAGGUCCUUUCCUGCUCUUCACACACUCUACAACUCCACCGAGAGUGACUGCAGCUUAGAAGAUGUGCUGCCUACCUUCAGACUUCUCUCUCCGAGGUUUCCUAACCUGGGGGAGAGUUUUUCUGAUGACAGAAAAGAUAAAGGGAACUCUGAUGUAAGUGAAUACAAUUUUAAAUGAUCUUGGCAUUGUAGGUGAA
Molecule: messenger RNA, 692 nt
Organism: Pseudophryne corroboree (corroboree frog)
Lineage: Eukaryota; Metazoa; Chordata; Amphibia; Anura; Myobatrachidae
Exons: 5
Coding region: 41-673 (210 amino acids)
Source: RefSeq, a predicted model, not a curated record